GUCGGCCGAUAGAGAUUAGUAAAACGAAAUUUGCGGUUUCAAAAAAAAGUUACAAUCGGAUAUAUUAUUGCUAAACUUUCUUUUUUUUUAUCCAAAAAGUAGGGUGGCUUAGUCGGUUUGAUAAAUCCAUGCAAAUUAUGGAUUUUACCAAAUUCAUGAAUAAAUUUAACGAAAUUGAGCGUCAAUUAUCUCCUACUUCGGCACUGCGUUUAAGUUUUGAUAAUAUAUCGCCAGAAACUGACGAACCGGAUGUAAAUAAGCGUUUAUGGGGAGUCCCAGUCCCACCUUUUGUCUCCGACAAAGUUGUUUCGUGGAUAGAAGAAGAAUUUCAAGAAACUCCAAUAUAUUAUAAUGGAGACAAUGUGAUCAAAAAGGUAGAGAAUGUUCGGAUGAUUGAUCGCUACAAUUCCAAAAACCCAAUUGUCGGAACUCUUUAUUUAACAGCAACUCACUUAAUAUUUGUUGAGCCGGAUACAAACAAAGAGACAUGGGUUCUUCACAUGCAUAUUGCUUCAGUGGAAAAGCUUCCGCUUAGUACAACGGGUUCGCCAUUGUUGAUACGAUGUAAAACUUUUCUAUCCGUUACAUUUGUCAUUCCAAAAGAUUCCGAAUGCCAUGAUGUCUAUACUUCCCUAAUGAAGCUUUUUCAACCAGUUUCCAUAAACAAAUUGUAUUGUUUCAACUAUACACCGACAAAAGAUGAGUUCCCAAAGGCAGCUGGAUGGGAUUUUUUUAAACUUGAAAGUGAAUACAAGCGAAUGCGCAUUCCUAACGACAAAUGGACUCUUAGCUCACUGAAUCAAAAUUACGAGUUAUGUGACACAUACCCAAGGCAAGUCUAUGUUCCAGUCGAAGCUACAACAGCAAUGCUGAUGGGAAGUUCACGUUUUCGGUCCAAAGGACGAUUACCAGCCUUAACAUAUUUACAUUCAAAUAAGGCGUCUAUCUGUCGAUGCAGUCAACCACUUUCGGGCUUCAGUGCCCGAUGUCUGGAGGACGAACAAAUGCUCGAAGCUAUACGUAAAACAAAUCAAACUACCGAUUAUAUGUAUGUUGUGGACACCCGACCCAGGAUAAAUGCCAUGGCAAAUAGGGCAGCAGGCAAGGGAUACGAAAACGAGGCAUUUUAUGAGAACAUAAAAUUUCACUUUCUUGGAAUAGAAAAUAUUCAUGUGCAGAGAACGAGCUUACAAAAACUGAUUGAAACGUGUGAACAGAAAUCACCUACCAUGAGUGGCUUUCUGAAUUCAUUGGAGUCAUCCGGUUGGCUGAAGCAUAUACGCUCAAUAUUAGAUACAUCUAGUUUCAUUGCAAAUGCUGUAGACAAAAAUGUUUCUGUUGUUGUUCAUUGUUCGGAUGGUUGGGAUAGAACAGCUCAAGUUUGUUCUCUUGCUUCCCUUAUGUUGGAUCCUUACUACAGAACAAUUAAGGGCUUUCAGGCCCUGAUUGAAAAAGAUUGGUUAGCUUUCGGACACAAAUUCAGUGAACGUUGUGGCCACGUUCAAACAGAUCCCAAAGAAGUCUCACCAAUUUUCACACAAUUUCUAGAUUGCACUUGGCAAUUGAUGAACCAAAGAAAUGAUGCUUUUGAGUUCAACGAACGUUUCCUUCUUAUCUUACAUGACCACGUGCAUUCUUGUCAAUUCGGAACUUUUAUUGGUAACUGUGAAAAAGACCGCUUGGAUCUAAAACUUUCUGAUAGAACGUAUUCUCUUUGGGGAUUUAUGGCAAACCAUUUGAAUGAAUAUAUAAAUCCUUUGUACAAGCCUGAUGUUGAUGAAACCAUAAAAGCUAACUUAGCGCCUCAGUGCAUCAAAUUCUGGCGAGGAAUAUACAGUCGCUUUGAAAGUGGAGUGCAUCCCCGAGAGCCAUUAAAUGAUAUGUUGCUAGUCAGUAAAGAUCAUUGUACAUCGUUAGAAGAUCAUGUUCAGCAUUUAACCAAGAGAAUUGCAAGCUUCAAAAACUAUAUUUCAAAAUCCGCCAAGAAGCUGCAAGACGCAACUACAAAGUCAAAGGAUGCAUCCAACGCAGAAAUGAAUGAUAAUAAAUUUAACUACGAUAAAAAGAUGAGCGAACUUUCGGCUGCUGAUGACGACCACCCCCUUAAACCUGCAGAAAUGUCAUUUUCAAACCUUUCUCUCAACGAAGAUGUUGACCCAAAUAAGCUAUCCGAAGAAAUAAAUUCCGUUGCUGUUGAUUGGAAGUCUCAAAGAAAUGUAGCAGCGUGCUCCUGUUCGACACCAUUUGAUCAAUUCAGCAAGAAGAGCCAUUGCUGGAAGUGUGGUGAUAUUUUCUGCGCUCGCUGCAUCGAUAAGUGCAUAGCAUUACCUGGGCAAGAAAGCGGAAACCCUGUACCAGUUUGUAGAAAUUGUUUUCGUCUAUUACAAAAAACUAGCCCAUAAUUUACUUCUGGAAGAGAUCCAGGACAUUUCAGUAAAAGUUCAUUAAUUUAAUAUAUUACGCUAGAAAUAAUAGUUCUUUGCUUGAGGUUCUUAAUAUGUGUAUUAAUAUAGAAAAGUGUUAUUUUUAAAAUGAUAAAGCAUUUCAAUUUAUUUGUCAAACAAACAUAAUAAUGAUAACCAACAAACUGUUAUUUAUUUGAUUGCCUGUUUUUGAAACAAUAUAAUAAUAACUAAAAUUUAUAUUUAUAUAAUUUUCAGACUGAGAUAUGUUUUUUGUUAAAUAUUUUGUAAUAUUGAAUUUAUGUAUUUAUUAAGCAAUAGUUGUUGCACAAGUUGGAGGACUAUGAUGUAAAAUCUUAGAAAGAAAAAAGUUAAAAAAUAAUUAUAAAUAAAACAGUGUAUAUGGAAUCUCAA
Molecule: messenger RNA, 2816 nt
Organism: Eupeodes corollae
Lineage: Eukaryota; Metazoa; Arthropoda; Insecta; Diptera; Syrphidae
Gene: Mtmr6
Product: myotubularin-related protein 8
Exons: 13
Coding region: 129-2402 (757 amino acids)
Biological process (GO): dephosphorylation
Molecular function (GO): phosphatase activity; metal ion binding
Source: RefSeq, a predicted model, not a curated record